AUGCUAGCAUUCUUUGUAUCCUCCCUUUUACUCCUACAACUGGUGUUUGGUGCUCCCAACAUGGAAGAGUUGGAGGGCACCUGGGUGUCCAAGUCUAAUACUGUCUUUACUGGUCCAGGCUACUAUGAUCCCGUGGACGAGCUUUUAAUCGAACCUGCUUUGCCUGGUAUUUCUUAUUCCUUCACUAAAGAUGGCCACUACGAAGAGGCCUUGUACAGAAUCACGUCCAACCCAAGAAACCACUCGUGUGCUAUUGCCAGUAUGACCUUCCAGCACGGUCUGUAUGAGAUCUUGAGUAACGGGUCUGUUGUGCUUAAGCCUAUUGCCGUGGACGGUAGACAGCUUUUGAGUGACCCUUGUGGUGGUAAGGCCGACGAGGCCCAGUACAAUAGAUACGUGCAACCAACAUGGUUCGACAAGUACCAGGUUUCCAUUUCCGACUACCACGGAAGAUACAUGUUGCAGAUAUACCAGUUCGAUGGCGCUCCAAUGCAGCCUUUGUACUUGGCCUACAAGCCACCUAUGAUGUUGCCUACUGGCGCUUUGAACCCUACCGACAAGUCUGAGCCCACCAAGGCUUCUUUGCGUAAGCGUGUGAGAAGAUCGCUUGAGAACCAGUACCGUACGAACGCCGUGAGAGAACCAAGCCACUUGUUUGAGAAAUUCUACUGGGUUGGCGUGGUUCUUUUGGGUGCUGGCUCUGCUGCCAUGUUGCUCCGCUAA
Candidozyma haemuli is the source of this 723-nucleotide messenger RNA. It is a transcript of the gene ROT1, whose product is annotated as Rot1p. NCBI's taxonomy places the organism in Eukaryota, Fungi, Ascomycota, Pichiomycetes, Serinales, Metschnikowiaceae. Gene Ontology annotation, biological process: budding cell apical bud growth; 'de novo' protein folding. Gene Ontology annotation, cellular component: endoplasmic reticulum; endoplasmic reticulum membrane. The record is from RefSeq and is a predicted model, not a curated record. The coding region runs from base 1 to 723 and encodes 240 amino acids. The transcript has a single exon.